AUGGCAAAUCUGAGCCGACCCCCUGAGUUUGUCCUCGUGGGCUUCUCCUCUUUUGGUGAGCUGCAAGUAUUUCUGUAUGGCCCCUUCCUCGUGCUCCAUCUCCUCGCCUUCAUAGGGAAUGCUAUCAUCAUGGUCAUGGUCAUAGCCGAUGCCCACCUGCAUACACCCAUGUACUUCUUUCUGGGCAAUUUCUCUUUGCUGGAGAUCUUGGUGACCAUGACCACAGUGCCCAGGAUGCUUGCAGACCUGCUUGUCCCCCUCAAGGUCAUCUCCUUCACUGGCUGCAUGGUCCAGUUCUACUUCUAUUUUUCCCUGGGUUCCACCUCCUUCCUCAUCCUGGCAGACAUGGCCCUUGACCGCUUUGUGGCCAUCUGCCACCCACUGCGCUAUGGAACCUUGAUGAGCUGGGCCAUGUGUGUCCGGCUGGCAGGGGCUGCCUGGGCAGCUCCCUUCCUAGCCAUGGUACCAACCGUCCUCUCUCGAGCUCACCUCAGUUAUUGCCACGGGAACGUCAUUAACCACUUCUUCUGUGACAACACACCUCUGCUGAAGCUAUCCUGUUCCGACACCCGCCUGCUGGAAUUCUGGGACUUUGUAAUGGCCUUGGCUUUUGUCCUCAGCUCUUUCCUGGUCACCCUCAUCUCCUACGGCUACAUUGUGACCACUGUGCUGCAGAUCCCCUCCACCAGUGGCCGCCAGAAGGCUUUCUCCACAUGCGGGUCUCAUCUCACGCUGGUCUUCAUUGGAUACAGCAGCACCAUCUUCCUGUACGUCAGGCCUGGCAAAACGCACUCCGUGGAGGUCAACAAGACUGUAGCCUUGGUAACUUCAGUCCUCACCCCCUUCCUCAAUCCCUUCAUCCUCACCUUCCGCAAUGAGACAGUUAAGACCGUGCUCCGCAGGCAGAUGCAGAAGCUGAAAGGCCUUCACCAUGCACAGUGA
Messenger RNA from Nycticebus coucang (slow loris), 942 nucleotides. Its product is annotated as olfactory receptor 6V1. The transcript has a single exon. Gene Ontology annotation, biological process: G protein-coupled receptor signaling pathway. The coding region runs from base 1 to 942 and encodes 313 amino acids. Gene Ontology annotation, cellular component: membrane. Gene Ontology annotation, molecular function: G protein-coupled receptor activity; olfactory receptor activity. Lineage: Eukaryota; Metazoa; Chordata; Mammalia; Primates; Lorisidae. The record is from RefSeq and is a predicted model, not a curated record.